Messenger RNA from Acromyrmex echinatior (Panamanian leafcutter ant), 583 nucleotides. RefSeq lists its product as uncharacterized. The record is from RefSeq and is a predicted model, not a curated record. Lineage: Eukaryota; Metazoa; Arthropoda; Insecta; Hymenoptera; Formicidae.
ACGAGCGCCGAGCGAUAGUAGUGUCGCAUCAGGUAUUGCCGCGCAAGCUGCCGACCGCAGCGAGACAGGCAUGGGGACUUUUUGGACCAUCGUUUUUUGCGUCAUCACCGUGAUCGCUGUGGUGCACGCCAAGCCAACGAUUUACAAAAAGAACCAAGAUAAUGUAUUCGAGCCAGUAAUGGUACCCGUUUCAUCCACGGUAAUUCCAUUGCCUGUGUACAAAGUGGGAUAUGGCUUAGGUUUCGUAUCGAAAGAUAAGAAGGCCCAAUUAUCGUCAUUCAAACCAGAAGGUGGCAUAAAAUUGAUUACAAUUAGCAAAGUACAAGAAAAGAAGAUCUAAUAUAAAUAUUCUAAAUUAUGUCAAGUAAUAUUUGUUGAAUCGUAUCUUCAAAGAACGUUGGAAAUCUGUGCGUUUUGUUAUUAAUCGCAUCUACUUAUGCACCUGUUACUGUUAAGUUAUCUAAUUAAGCUUUAUACACCAAAAAAAUGGACCUCCAUAAAUGUUAAUCUUUAAUUAUUUUAUCAUCAAAAAUAUGUAUUAUCUCUAAGAUAUUAAAUCAAAGCUAAGCAGUUACAUAUUGUA